Molecule: messenger RNA, 1975 nt
Organism: Microstroma glucosiphilum
Lineage: Eukaryota; Fungi; Basidiomycota; Exobasidiomycetes; Microstromatales; Microstromataceae
Exons: 1
Coding region: 324-1844 (506 amino acids)
Source: RefSeq, a predicted model, not a curated record
AUCAGUCGAUCCGGAAGCUAUCCUGGAGGCACAGGCUCUGUGGACUUCAAGUCGGAAGCAUUGCAAUGAUCGGAAGCAAUGCGAGGGCCGGAAGCUAUUCGCCCCGCCUACGCGCCCAGGGGUGUUUCAGUGCCGUCAGCCACUGAGACACCAUAAUGGCGGUGAGAUACAAAAGACGACCGCCGUUCGAGUAUCUUGCCUUCGAACCUCAACAUUCACCAGCAUCACUACCGCUGUUGAAGUCCAAAGACCCACCUACCUAACCCAACCUUCAAACAACACCCGCCUUACCUCUGCCUCACCCGCAGCCUCAUCCCCACAAGAUGACUUCCACCACCACGCAGAUGGAUCCAAACCUCCUUGCUCUGGCUCGGUUCUGUCAGCAAAGGGAACCGUGCGACGCCAUGAGGAUGUAUGCUAAUGCACCUGCCACCGACGAGCUCCUCCGGCCUCGAGCACCUCCAUCUCAGGAAACCAUCGAGCUCGAGCAUGAGCAUGCCAUCACACUCGGGCGUGCCAUCGAGUCGCACUGCACCCCAAAUGGAGUCCCACAAGAAGAGCAGAAGAAGAAGAAAAGCCGACUCGCUCGCACUUUCCGGUUCAUCACUGUGCUGCUCCUCUGCAAGAAGAAGCGAACCAGCCAGGCUGCUACCCAGGAUCCGGCCCAGAAUCCUCCCGUGCUCGCCCCUAUCGAGGUUUCCGAGGAGUCCCUGGUAGCUAGCUUCGAGUGCACCGUCUUCCCGGCACAGCAUGAGGAUCACUCGAUGCCUGCUAUGCCUCACUCCCCCAGCUCCUCUGCCACGCAAGACGAGCAUGGCUACUUCAGUGACCAGAACAAGCUGCCUACUACCUCUUCGGUCAUCUCCAGGAACCUAGAGUGCCCACACCGCCUUGAGAGCCAGGACAGCCUGCCCGAAGACUCCCCCCUUGGACUUCUCUGCCGACAGCUCAGCACCGAGAACAUGGAUGCCCUCCAGGCGCAGCCUCAGAACCAGCCCCAGCCCCAGCCUGCUCUUGGCAAAUGCACUUCCGACGGCGACGUUCUCGAAGCACUCAACAAGCGCGCAGAGGAGCUUUCCCUGCCCUGGUCCUACGUCUACUCUGAAGGAGGAGAUCUGAUCCGACGACCUGCCAUUAGGCGCCAGCGUCGAGUCGGGCGCGCACAGGCACAGGCUGCUACCCACCACCAGCUGCCAGACACGCUGAGCACCGACACUCCCAUCCCCAUCAUUACCUUGACCAAGCCUGUCGAGGAGAGAAACGAUGUCGUAGCGCGCACCCUUGUGCUUUUCGACCCCACCAUCGAGGCAGACCUGCCCUUGUCUUCUUCCUCCUCCUCUGUGGAACUCUCCUCUGGACCUUCCUCUGGAGAUUCCAGCUCCUCUGGUUCAGUCUACUCCAACGAAGCCGAAUUCGGUGAGGAUGAUGCCGACGUCGAGCCCUUCCACAUUGAAGACGAGCAUGAGCACCAGCACCAGCACGAAGCAGAGCAGCCCACUGAGCAGUGUGCCCACACGGAAGAGCACACAGGCGAGCUCCCUCCCCCUCCCCUCUACCUCUGGGACUGGCGCAUCGAAUCGCACUCGGCCUUCCCUUCACGCUUCAACGUCGACUCCGUCACUGCCGCCAACGUCGACGCUGCCCACUUGGCGCUCGGCGCGGGCCGCGAAGCAGCUGUCCCUGUAGCCGAGGAAGUAGACGCAGGCUUCGACUCGGGAUUCGAGGCGGAUGCGGAUAGCAGUAGCGAUGCUACCGUCACGCCUGCUUCCCUGGGUCGAUUGGCCCCUCGGAGGAACUUGGGAAGCUGGUUCACAGAGGUCUUCACUCGCAGGUUCUGGUGGUGAUCACGCAGGGGGAGAAGAAAAGUAAGAAGAAAGGACAAGGAAAUCAAAAUCAGGAAGGAAGGAAGGAAAGCCAAAGGAGGGAGAAGGAAAGUGAAAGUGAAAGUAGGGAAAGGGAGAAAAAAGGGAGAGAG